AUGGCUCGACCGCAACUUGGAGGCCCCAACGAGACAAAAGACGAAUGGAGCAAAGGAAGGGGAAUGUCUCAUAGUCACUUGAGUUAAUACCCUCAAAAUAAAUAAAACGCAGAGGUUUCUUUCAGGCAAGUGUGAGGUUACUUAAAGGUUCCAAGUAAACUUCAGUCAAACUUGAUAUUUCUCUGAGAAUAGACAUCUGUUUCCUUCUUGACUUGUCCCUGCGUUGCCUUUUGGAUGCAGACACUGAAACCAUCUGUCAUUUAUUCUUUAUAUAUUUCACCUUCUUUCUCCAGUCAUUCCUCCAUUGCCUGUAAUCUCUCUCUUUUUCGCUUUAGCAUUCUCUCGCACACACACACACACAGACACACUCCAACUGUCCUUUUUUCGAACACCUUGUCACCCGGUACCUACUUUGCAUACAGUCGCUCACAUCAAACAUGAUAUCAUCCAUCUACUGAUAUCAUCCAUCUACAUGAUAUUAUUCAUCUAUCCAUCUACUUAAAUUAGGGCCGCCGACUCUUCAUGUCUGAUAAAGCAAUGAAGUCAACCUAGGUAAAGAGAGCUGGCUAAGGAAGGGCUGCUAUUUGAGAUUAUUGGGACACAGCCCUAUACCCCAGGCCCUGGAAAUAGAAUAACCAAAGUAAGCUGUGUGUGUGUGUGUUAGGUGAAGAGAACAGUAAUCCUUCCUCUGAAGUCAGAUUUCCUCUCCAAGUGUGUGUGUGUGAUCAUGUAAGGGGAUAUAGCAAGGACAUGACCAGCAGCCAUUGGAAUGUUUUUGCAGCGUUUAAGGGUGGCCUUCUCAUUUUCACUUUCCUCCAUGAGAACCACAGAGAUUUCACGACAUCUUACUCUCAGAUUCCCCUACUGUUGGUGCACAGCUGGAGCUUACCUGCAGCUCUCCCAUUCUAUUCUCCCACGUGUGAAAUCAGCAGACAUCUUAUCUAAGCGAUACGGUUUCAUAUCUGCACAGGGGUCUUUUUAAAAGACUGCUGAAGUAUGCACAUAAUGGUUCCGCUCAGUUUUUCAUUUUCUAUCGCUCUUUCUGCUUUCUUUUCCCACUUGAUUCUGGCUUGCUCUCUGUUUUCUCUCCUCUCCUCGUGAAGUAUUGAUGGCUGACAUACUGUCCUGGAAUGUGGGACAACUAGAUGUAUUAGUUUAGAGCGAGAGCGAGAAAAGGGGGAUGGUUUAAAGGAAGAGUAGUAGUUCAAAAGUACACUGAACAAAAAUAUAAACGCAAUAUGUAAAGUGUUGGUCCCAUGUUUCAUGAGCUGAAAGAAAAGAUCCCAGAAAUGUUCCAUACGCACAAAAAGCGUAUUUCUCUUACAUUUUGUGGACAAAUUCGUUUGCCAAGAUAAUCCAUCCACCUGACACGUGUGGCGUAUCAAGAAGCUGAUUAAACCGCAUGAUCAUUACACAAUAAAAGGCCACUCUAACAUAUGCAGUUUUGUCACACAACACAAUGCAACAGAUUUGAGGGUGCGUGCAAUUGGCAUGCUGAUUGCAGGAAUGUCCACCAAAGCUGUUCCCAGAGAAUUGUAAUGUUCAAUUCUCUACCAUAAGCCCGAACUCCUAUGGUCGUUUAGAGCAGGGGUGUCAAAACUCCCCAUUCCAUGAUGGAGGGGCCCUAGUGUCUGGCAGGUUUUGGGUUUUUCCUUUCAAUUAAGCCCUAGACAACCAGGUGUGGGGAGUUUCUUUACUAAUUAGUGAACCUUAAUUCAUCAAUCAAGGACAAAGGGAGGAGUUGGAAAACCCGCAGCCAACUAGGCCUCCGUGGAAUGGUUGACAUGUGUUUUAGAGAAUUUGGCAGUACGUCCAACUGUCCUCACAACCGCAGACCACGUGUAACCACGUCAGCCCAGGACCUCCACAUCCAGCUUUUUCACCUGCGGGAUGGUCUGAGACGAGCCACCCGGACAGCUGAUGAAUCUGGGGGUUUGCACAACUGAAGGAUUUCUGCACAAACUGUCAGAAACCGUCUCAGGGAAGCUCAUCUGCGUGCUCGUCGUCCUCACCAGGGUCUUGACCUGACUGCAGUUUGGUGUCGUAACCAACUUCAGUGGGCAAAUGCUCACCUUCAAUGGCCACUGGCACGCUGGAGAAGUGUGCUCUUCAUGGAUUAAUCCCGGUUUCAGCUGUACUGGGAAGAUGGCUGACAGCGUGUAUGGCGUCGUGUGGGCGAGCUGUUUGCUAAUGUCAACCUUGUGAAGAGAGUGCCCCAUGGUGGCGGUGGGGUUAUGGUAUGGGCAGGCAUAAGCUACGGACAACGGACACAAUUGCAUUUUAUCUAUGGCAAUUUGAAUGCAUAGAGAUACUGUGACGAGAUCCUGAGCCCCAUUGUAAUGCCAUUCAUCCACCGCCAUCACCUCAUGUUUCAGCAUGAUAAUGCACGGCCCUAUGUCGCAAGGAUCUCUACACAAUUCCUGGAGGCUGAAAAUGUCUCAGUUCUUCCUUGGCCUGCAUACUCACCAGACAAGUCACCCAUUGAGCAUUUUUGGGAUGCUCUGGAUCGAUGUGUAUGACAGCGUGUUCCAGUUCCCACCAAUAUCCAGCAACUUCGCACAGCCAUUGAAGAGGAGUGGGACAUUCCACAGGCCACAAUCAACAGCCUGAUCAACUCUAUGCAAAGGAGAUGUGUCUCGCUGCAUGAGGCAAAUGGUAGUCACACCAGACACUGACUGGUUUUCUGAUCCACGUCCCCUACUUAAAAUACAAUUUAAAAAGUUAUCUGUGACCAACAGAUUCAUAUCUGUAUUCCCAGUCAUGUGAAAUCCAUAGAUAAGGGCCUAAUAAAUGUAUUUCAAUUGACAGAUUUUCUUAUGAACUGUAAAAUCUUUGAAAUUGUUACAUGUUGUGAACAUAGGGCUCUGGUCAAAAGCAGUGCAUUAUAUAGGGAAUAAGUUGCCAUUUGGGACGCACUGCAUGUUUUCCUUGCCAUAAUUUCAUUUGCAGUUUCUCAACUAGUUCCCCUCAGUUCCUCAUGAAAGUCUCCCCUCCCUGUGUGUGUGUUGUGUUUUCAGAGUGUCAGCCAGGCUUCUUCAAAGCGUUUGUGUCCAGCGAUGCAUGCGAGCUGUGUCCUGUUAACACCAAGCUGCUGAGCUCCGGGGCACUGCGCUGCCCGUGUGCAGAAUACUUCUAUCGUGCUCCCGACGACCCAGCUACAGGGCCCUGCUCAGGUGAGGAGGAGGACAUUUUGGAAAAUGACUGUUUAGUGCACUGGUGGAUCCUACACUGACAACGAAUGAGAGAUUUGCUUUUCAUUGCGCUCAAGUGCUCUCUUGACCAAAAUAAUGACACUAAAAAGAAAAUAAGAUUAGAAUGACCGUAAGCAAAAGAAAAUCCCAGAAUGCUAACAUAAUGGUUAACAUAAUGGUUAACAUAAUGUUAAUGAUGACAUUAAUUAAUCAUACAUGAACUAACAUGCUUCCAUUUUCCUGCUCCUGUUUCCUCAGGCCUGCCCUCAGCGCCGCGAGAACUGGUCGCCAUGACCACCCAGCUGGUGGCGGGCAAGCUGCAGCUGUCAUGGAGCCCGCCGGAGGACACGGGCGGCCGCAGUGACAUCACCUACAGCGUGGAGUGCCGACGCUGCGAGGGCACCGCAUGCCAGCCAUGCGGGGAGAAGGUGCGCCUCGAGCCAGCCAGCUCAGGCCUGACGGACACCCGGGUGGCAGUGAGCGAGCUGGAGCCCCACCUCAACUACACGUUCACCGUGGAGGCCCACAGCGGAGUGUCGCUGUUCGCCAGCCAGGGGGCGCCACCCUCCAACAGGCCCCCGCCCACCAGCACAUUGACCACUGCCCUGCACUACACAGGUGGGUCACCGUACUUGGGGGUGGUAGUAGUAGUAGUAGUAGUAGAAACCUUGUAUUAUGUAUGAUCUGAAAUGUAGUUGUUUGGCCUCAUACAAGCAUGAUCACUAAAUACUCCAUCACACAUAAUGCAGUGAAAGCAUUUCAAAAGCUCUUGGUCAGUUGAACCUGUGAAGGAUAUUGCACAAAGUCUCUGUAAUUGUUAACAUCUCCCCUCCUCCCUCCUCAGACCCCCCCAAGGUGACGUCCAUGCGUCUGGACGAGCGGAGCCUCACCAGCCUUUCCCUGUCCUGGGCUGUAGCCCCCCGCAGGCCCCUGCCCCAGCCCACCCGCUACAAACUCACCUACCGCAAGAAGGUACAGUAAACCACCCACGCCACCACUAGCUGGUGAAAAUGUUUGCACUGUUGUAUUUGGAUAUGUCUUUUGAUACAUAAUGAGUUAGAAAAGGAAUGUUGUGGUAGUGCAUGAAGAAAGGGGAAAAAAAAGCAAGAUAGAAAAUGAGAGGGGUUUCAGGGAUGAUAAACGCCAUCAGGGGGAGCAAUACUGCAUAACAAAACAGUGUACCUUAUUAUUACGAUUCCUUACCGAAACACAGUGAACCAACAUGACCUAUCUCAUCUUUCAAUCCCCCCCGCUUCUCCAACUCUUCCAGGAUGACAAUCUGGAUGUGACCACGUACACUGUUCUGAUUCUGGAGAAGAGCUCUGUGCAGAUCAGUGACUUGUCCCCAGGCACAGCCUACCUAUUCAGGGUACAGGCCCUUAGCCCCGAGGGCAGCCCUGGAGGAUCCAGCAUGGAGGAUGAAUUUGAGACCCUGACUGAAGGUAAGGAAGACAGCCAUAUAUCAGCUUAAUAAGGAGAAGGGAGAAUGAAGGGAUGCUACAAUAUUUGAGAUGAUUGGGACACAGCCCAAUACCCCAGGGCCUUGAAAUGGAAGAACCUGUGUGGUGUGUGUGUGUGUGAUGGUGGACCAAACCUGCUGUAAUUAGAAUUAAAUUAAUAUAAAUAAAUCCACACAUAGCUAAAUAAAUGAGCAAGGGAGAAAUACAGAAAUACUGACUAAAAUGUAUAAAUGUUCUCUACAUAUCUAUGUAUUUCUAUUUUUGUUUUUUAUAUACAUUUGUAAAGAUUUCUAAAAACAUGUUUUUGCUUUGUCAUUAUGGGGUAUUGUGUGUAGAUUGAUGAGGGAACAUUUUCAUUUAAUUAAUUUUAGAAUAAGGCUGUAACGUAACAAAGUGGAAAAAGUCAAGGGGUCUGAAUACUUUCCGAAUGCACUGUAUAUAUACACAACGAGCAAAGUGAUCACGCUGUUUGUAUGUGGCUGCUAUGAAAGUGAACUGUGUUUGAGGGUGAUCAGGGAUGUAUUCAUUCUGCCGAUUCUGUUAAAAUGUUUCUUAAACGGAAUCAAACGAAACAGGGAUCAACAUACCUGAAUUUGUUCAACAGAAACUCUAGUUUGCAACUGUUUGACUAAUGAUUACACCCUAGAUCAGCUAGAUGCAGGCGGUAUUGAAUGUGUUUCUGUCUGUCACCUUCAUUACUCCAAUUUUUCUCACGACCUGUGCACCUACGUUGUAAACUUUAAUUCGUAGGCUAGGUUGUAGCAACCUCAUGAUGGGUAUUGGGGAAAUUAGAGUAUCGUGUAGUAGCCAAAACUAUUGAUGUUACAUUGAGCUGGGUGAAUGGAAUAUGAAUGACAGUCAUCCAAUAUGCUGUGAUAGAAAUAAGGCCAUGCUCAUAAUUUAUUUUAUUUUAUUUGGAUUGUUCUCACUCAUCUUAAACGGCACCGACAGCCACUGGUACUGUAGGCUGAUACCACAUUUAAUGGACACAAUAUCCAUAGGUAAGGCUGUACAGUCGUGGUCAAAAGUUUUGAGAAUGACACAAAUACUAAUUUUCACAAAGUCUGCUGCCUCAGUUUUGAUGAUGGCAAUUUGCAUAUACUCCAGAAUGUCAUAAAGUGAUCAGAUGAAUUGCAAUUAAUUGCAGAGUCCCUCUUUGCCAUGAAAAUGAACUUAAUCCCAAAAAAACAUUUCCACUGCAUUUCAGCCCUGCCACAAAAGGACCAGCUGCCAUCAUGUCAAUGAUUCUCUCAUUAACACAGGUGAGAGUGUUGACGAGGACAAGGCUGGAGAUCACCCUGUCAUGCUGGUUGAGUUAGAAUAACAGACUGGAAGCUUUAAAAGGAGGGUGGUGCUUGAAAUCAUUGUUCUUCCUCUGUUAACCAUGGUUACCUGCAAGGAAACACGUGCCGUCAUCAUUGCUUUGCACAAAAAGGGCUUCACAGGCAAGGAUAUUGCUGCUAGUAAGAUUGCACCUAAAUCAACCAUUUAUCGGAUCAAGGAGAGAGGUUCAAUUGUUGUGAAGAAGGCGUCAGGGCGCCCAAGAAAGUCCAGCAAACGCAAGGACCGUCUCCUAAAGUUGAUUCAGCUGCGGGAUCGGGGCACCACCAGUGCAGAGCUUGCUCAGGAAUGGCAGCAGGCAGGUGUGAGUGCAUCUGCACGCACAGUGAGGCGAAGACUUUUGGAGGAUGGCCUGGUGUCAAGAAGGGCAUCAAAGAAGCCACUUCUCUCCAGGAAAAACAUCAGGGACAGACUGAUAUUCUGCAAAAGGUACAGGGAUUGGACUGCUGAGGACUGGGGUAAAGUCAUUUUCUCUGAUGAAUCCCCUUUCCGAUUGUUUGGGGCAUCCGGAAAACACCUUGUCCGGAGAAGACAAGGUGAGCGCUACCAUCAGUCCUGUGUCAUGCCAACAGUAAAGCAUCCUGAGACCAUUCAUGUGUGGGGUUGCUUCUCAGCCAAGGGAGUGGGCUCACUCACAAUUUUGCCUAAGAACACAGCCAUGAAUAAAGAAUGGUACCAACACAUCCUCUGAGAGCAACUUCUCCCAACCAUCCAAGAACAGUUUGGUGAAGACCAAUGCCUUUUCCAGCAUGAUGGAGCACCUUGCCAUAAGGCAAAAGUGAUAACUAAGUGGCUCGGGGAACAAAACAUCGACAUUUUGGGCCAUGGCCAGGAAACUCCCCAGACCUUAAUCCCAUUGAGAACUUGUGGUCGAUCCUCAAGAGGCGGGUGGACAAACAAAAACCCACAAAUUCUGACAAACUCCAAGCAUUGAUUAUGCAAGAAUGGGCUGCCAUCAGUCAGGAUGUGGCCCAGAAGUUAAUUGACAGCAUGCCAGGGCGGAUUGCAGAGGUCUUGAAAAAGAAGGGUCAACACUGCAAAUAUUGACUCUUUGCAUAAACUUAAUGUAAUUGUCAAUAAAAGCCUUUGACACUUAUGGAAUGCUUGUAAUUAUACUUCAGUAUACCAUAGUAACAUCUGACAAAAAUAUCUCAUAACACUGAAGCAGCGAACUUUGUGAAGACCAAUACUUGUGUCAUUCUCAACUUUUGACCACGACUGUACAUUGCAAUAUGAAUGUCCAAUACGCACAAAAGACUGACUGGGGAGGUGAUUUCCCAGUCAAAGCCCUUCAAUAUAAUGAGCUACAACGGUAAUAUUUGGUCCUCCCCAAAAUGUGGCCUUUGAAAGCCUUGAUAGUUGCAUCCUUCCUCAGGGAACUGUCUGCUGAUAGCUUACAACAGGAUUUUUUGAUGUGCUGCUCUAGAGUUCCAUAGCCCAGCAGACUCACCUAGAGGAAAGUGGGAUGGACACAUGUUAGAUUUGAUAGAAGUCUGGGAGACUCUUACAGUGUGGAGAGAGCAUGAGUUUUGGCAUGAGUACAGUAAAACCAAUCCAACCAGUGGCUCUGUAUAAUAUGUUAUCACACAGGCAGACUGCCACAGUGAAGGAGGUUUACAUAGUGCAUCAAGUAUACUAUUAUGAGUGUAGCUUACUUCUCUGUGCUCUGGAGAUAUUUCAGGUAGUUGGUCAGAAGGCUCUGGAGGUCCUUGGACCAUUCUGUCUGUAGCAUCUGGAGAGCGAUUGCUCAGGGCCUCCUUUCUAGUAUCAUGCAAUGUAAAGGAAAACAAGAAUAUCAUGACUUACUGACAGAGUGCUGCAUGUUCCUGCUAGUAGCAAGCAUCAACCUGGAUGCAGAGAAAUGUCCUGCCUUGUAGUAUGGUUGCGUCCAUCUCCACCAGGCUCCAAUAAAUCAGAUGACAAACCUGCAGCGAUUAACAAAAUAAAAUGGUACCUGUAUUUAGGAUUCAUGUAUCACUGUCUAUUUCACAUUAAUGUACAGCGUAUUCGGAAAGUAUUCAGACCCCUUGACCUUUUCCACAUUUUGUUACGUUACAGCCUUAUUCUAACAUUGAUUAAAUCGUUUUCCCCCCCUCAAUCUACACACAAUACCCCAUAAUGACAAAGCAAAAACAGUUUUUUAGAAUUUUUUGCAAAUGUAUAAGAACAUUAAAACAUAUCACAUUUACAUAAGAAUUUAGACCCUUUACUCAGUACUUUGUUGAAGCACCUUUUGGCAGCGAUUAAAGCCUUGGGUCUUCUUGGUUAUGACGCUACAAGCUUGGCACACCUGUAUUUGGGGAGUUUCUCCCAUUCUUCUCUGCAGUUCCUCUCAAGCUCUGUCAGGUUGGAUGGGGAGCGUCGCUGCACAGCUAUUUUCAGGUUUCUCAAGAGAUGUUCUAUCAGGUAUAAGUCCGGGCUCUGGCUGGGCCACUCAAGGACAUUCAGAGACUUGUCCUGAAGCCACUCCUGUGUUGUCUUGGCUGUGUGCUUUGGGUCGUUGUCCUGUUGGAAGGAGAACCUUCACCCCAGUCUGAGGUCCUGAGCGCUCUGGAGCAGGUUUUCAUCAAGGAUCUCUCUGUACUUUGCGCCGUUCAUCUUUCCGUCGAUCCUGACUAGUCUCCCUGCCGUUGAAAGGGAUGGUGCCGGGUUUCUUCCGGAUGUGACGCUUGGCAUUCAGGCUAAAGAGUUCAAUCUUGGUUUCAUCAGACCAGAGAAUCUUGUUUCUCAUCGUCUGAGAGUCUUUAGGUGCCUUUUGGCAAUCUCCAAGUGGGCUGUAAUGUGCCUUUUACUGAGGAGUAGCUUCCGUCUGGCCACUACCAUAGAGGCCUGAUUGGUGGAGUGCUGCAGAGAUGGUUGUCCUUCUGGAAGGUUUCCCAUUGCCACAGAGGAACUCUGGAGCUCUGUCAGAGUGACCUUCGGGUUCUUGGUCACCUCCCUGACCAAGUCCCUUCUCCCCCGAUUGCGCAGUUUGGCCGGGCGGCCAGCUCUAGGAAGAGUCUUGGUGGUUCUUAACUUCUUCCGUUUAAGAAUGAUGGAGGCCACUGUGUUCUUGGGGACCUUCAAUGCUGCAGAAAUGUUUUGGUACCCUUCUCCAGAUCUAUGCCUCGACACAAUCCUGUCUAGGAGCUCUACGGACAAUUCCUACGACCUAAUGGCUUGGUUUUUGCUCUGACAUGCACGGUCAACUGUGGGACCUUUAUAGACAGGUGUGUGCCUUUUCAAAAUCAUGUCCAAUCAAGUUGUAGAAACAUCUCAAGGAUGAUCAAUGGAAACAGGAUGCACCUGAGCUCAAUUUCAAGUCUCAUAGCAAAGGGUCUGAAUACUUAUGUAAAUAAAGUAUUUAAGUUAUUUAUUUAUUUUUGAAUUUGUAAACAUUUCUAAACCUGCUUUCGCUUUGUCAUCAUGGGGUAUUGUGUGUAGAUUGAUUAGGAAAUUGUUUUAUUUAGUCCAUUUUAGAAUAAGGCUGUACCGUAACAAUGUGGAAAAAGUCAAGGGGUCUGAAUACUUUCCGAAUGCACUGUAUGUACAUAACAACAAUAGAUCUAAUUAAAACUAUGCAUGCCAUUUUGUGAUAACAGCUAUGACAAAUUACAUGGCAUACGUGAAUUUAUAGCUAGCUAAAAUAUUCUUUAUAUUUUGGGACCACAUCUCAUCUCACUAAGAAUUGCAAAGGCGAACAGCAAAUUCCGCUAUUGUGGCUAAUCAGUAUUGUGGCUAGCUUCACAUAGGUGACUUAUUCCAUCAUGACCAUGCUCCUCCUUAUUUGACUGUAGUUAGCUAGCUUAUUAAGUAUCCACUCUAUUGCUUAAGUGAUCUAGUUAACGUGAGCUAGCCAACAUGCAUUGCUUAUGUUAUGCCACGAUCCUGCUUGCUUUACAUCUGACAGAUAUUUAGCUACCAUAGCUAGCUAGAUAAGAAUGGUUUAUGAUAAUUGCAGUUUAGUUCAUUAUCUAGCUAGCUAAGUGUAAAACUGAGUCUGGCUGUAAAACGCAGCUAGUUAGCCAACUUGACUUUCAGUCGUAGCCAAGCUAGCUAGCUUGAUAUUCAGUAACGUUAGCUUACCAUGCUUUUCUGGCCAACUGGACAUUCCUCUCGCCCAUCCCGGUCGACUCCUCCUUUCCUACUCCGGUCUCUUGGUCUUCUUCUACGUUCAAAACGAUAUGGCUGUAGUGCGGUGGCUUAUUGUCAAAAGCAACCCACUCCUAACACAGCCACCUGGUACAGGCAGGCAGCCAGUGGCUCAGUGUUCCAAAACUGUUCACCAGUUUCUAUGUCGAGCAAGGACAAUGUUAAAUUAGUUAUUUUUGUGUGUUUUUAUGGUGCGCGUCCGGCACAGCAGCAUAUAAUAGAUUUUUAUCUCCAAAAGUGACAUAUUGAUGAGUAGCUAUAUGCGCUUCACAUUAUUGUUUGGGGGCUGCUAAUGUGAAACAUGGCAUUUUAAACUCUGAACACGUUCUGUCAUACUGAAUGCAGCCCAGGCAAAUGCAGUCGAUCAAUGCGCCAUCGCAUUGAUCAAUCAAUGUCACCCACAUACGUUUGGUUUAACCCCACCUCAUCAUAUUGGAGGAAGAAAUACAGUGAGGGGAAAAAAGUAUUUGAUCCCCUGCUGAUUUUGUACGUUUGCCCACUGACAAAGACAUGAUCAGUCUAUAAUUUUAAUGGUAGGUUUAUUUGAACAGUGAGAGACAGAAUAACAACAAAAAAAUCCAGAAAAACGCAUGUCAAAAAUGUUAUAAAUUGAUUUGCAUUUUAAUGAGGGAAAUAAGUAUUUGACCCCUCUGCAAAACAUUACUUAGUACUUGGUGGCAAAACCCUUGUUGGCAAUCACAGAGGUCAGACAUUUCUUGUAGUUGGCCACCAGGUUUGCACACAUCUCAGGAGGGAUUUUGUCCCACUCCUCUUUGCAGAUCUUCUCCAAGUCAUUAAGGUUUCGAGGCUGACGUUUGGCAACUCAAACCUUCAGCUCCCUCCACAGAUUUUCUAUGGGAUUAAGGUCUGGAGACUGGUUAGGCCACUCCAGGACCUUAAUGUGUUUCUUCUUGAGCCACUCCUUUGUUGCCUUGGCCGUGUGUUUUGGGUCAUUGUCAUGCUGGAAUACCCAUCCACGACCCAUUUUCAAUGCCCUGGCUGAGGGAAGGAGGUUCUCACCCAAGAUUUGACGGUACAUGGCCCCGUCCAUCGUCCCUUUGAUGCGGUGAAGUUGUCCUGUCCCCUUAGCAGAAAAACACCCCCAAAGCAUAAUGUUUCCACCUGCAUGUUUGACGGUGGGGAUGGUGUUCUUGGGGUCAUAGGCAGCAUUCCUCCUCCUCCAAACAUGGCGAGUUGAUUUGAUGCCAAAGAGCUCCAUUUUGGUCUCAUCUGACCACAACACUUUCACCCAGUUCUCCUCUGAAUCAUUCAGAUGUUCAUUGGCAAACUUCAGACGGGCCUGUAUAUGUGCUUUCUUGCUUUCUUGAGCAGGGGACCUUGCGGGCGCUGCAGGAUUUCAGUCCUUCACGGCGUAGUGUGUUACCAAUUGUUUUCUUGGUGACUAUGGUCCCAGCUGCCUUGAGAUCAUUGACAAGAUCCUCCCGUGUAGUUCUGGGCUGAUUCCUCACCGUUCUCAUGAUCAUUGCAACUUCACGAGGUGAGAUCUUGCAUGGAGCCCCAGGACGAGGGAGAUUGACAGUUCUUUUGUGUUUCUUCCAUUUGCGAAUAAUCGCACCAACUGUUGUCACCUUCUCACCAAGCUGCUUGGCGAUGGUCUUGUAGCCCAUUCCAGCCUUGUGUAGAUCUACAAUGUUGUCCCUGACAUCCUUGGAGAGCUCUUUGGUCUUGGCCAUGGUGGAGAGUUUGGAAUCUGAUUGAUUGAUUGCUUCUGUGGACAGGUGUCUUUUAUACAGGUAACAAGCUGAGAUUAGGAGCACUUUCUUUAAGAGUGUGCUCCUAAUCUCAGCUUGUUACCGAUAUAAAAGACACCUGGGAGCCAGAAAUAUUUCUGAUUGAGAGGGGUCAAAAACUUACAGUGGGGAGAACAAGUAUUUGAUACACUGCCGAUUUUGCAGGUUUUCCUACUUACAAAGCAUGUAGAGGUCUGUCAUUUUUAUCAUAGGUACACUUCAACUGUGAGAGACGGAAUCUAAAACAAAAAUCCAGAAAAUCACAUUGUAUGAUUUUUAAGUAAUUAAUUUACAUUUUAUUGCAUGACAUAAGUAUUUGAUACAUCAGAAAAGCAGAACUUAAUAUUUGGUACAGAAACCUUUGUUUGCAAUUACAGAGAUCAUACGUUUCCUGUAGGUCUUGACCAGGUUUGCACACACUGCAGCAGGGAUUUUGGCCCACUCCUCCAUACAGACGUUCUCCAGAUCCUUCAGGUUUCGGGGCUGUUGCUGGGCAAUACGGACUUUCAGCUCCCUCCAAAGAUGUUCUAUUGGGAUCAGGUCUGGAGACUGGCUAGGCCACUCCAGGACCUUGAGAUGCUUCUUACGGAGCCACUCCUUAGUUGCCCUGGCUGUGUGUUUCGGGUCGUUGUCAUGCUGGAAGACCCAGCCACAACCCAUCUUCAAUGCUCUUACUGAGGGAAGGAGGUUGUUGGCCAAGAUUUCGCGAUAAAUGGCCCCAUCCAUCCUCCCCUCAAUACGGUGCAGUCGUCCUGUCCUCUUUGCAGAAAAGCAUCCCCAAAGAAUGAUGUUUCCACCUCCAUGCUUCACGGUUGGGAUGGUGUUCUUGGGGUUGUACUCAUCCUUCUUCUUCCUCCAAACACGGCGAGUGGAGUUUAGACCAAAAAGCUCUAUUUUUGUCUCAUCAGACCACAUGACCUUUUCCCAUUCCUCCUCUGGAUCAUCCAGAUGGUCAUUGGCAAACUUCAGACGGGCCUGGACAUGCGCUGGCUUGAGCAGGGGGACCUUGCGUGCGCUGCAGGAUUUUAAUCCAUGACGGCGUAGUGUGUUACUAAUGGUUUUCUUUGAGACUGUGGUCCCAGCUCUCUUCAGGUCAUUGACCAGGUCCUGCCGUGUAGUUCUGGGCUGAUCCCUCACCUUCCUCAUGAUCAUUGGUGCCCCACGAGGUGAGAUCUUGCAUGGAGCCCCAGACCGAGGGUGAUUGACCGUCAUCUUGAACUUCUUCCAUUUUCUAAUAAUUGCGCCAACAGUUGUUGCCUUCUCACCAAGCUGCUUGCCUAUUGUCCUGUAGCCCAUCCCAGCCUUGUGCAGGUCUACAAUUUUAUCCCUGAUGUCCUUACACAGCUCUCUGGUCUUGGCCAUUGUGGAGAGGUUGGAUUCUGUUUGAUUGAGUGUGUGGACAGGUGUCUUUUAUACAGGUAACGAGUUCAAACAGGUGCAGUUAAUACAGGUAAUGAGUGGAGAACAGGAGGGCUUCUUAAAGAAAAACUAACAGGUCUCUGAGAGCUGGAAUUCUUACUGGUUGGUAGGUGAUCAAAUACUUAUGUCAUGCAAUAAAAUGCAAAUUAAUUACUUAAAAAUCAUACAAUGUGAUUUUCUGGAUUUUUGUUUUAGAUUCCAUCUCUCACAGUUGAAGUGUACCUAUGAUAAAAAUUACAGACCUCUACAUGCUUUGUAAGUAGGAAAACCUGCAAAAUCGGCAGUGUAUCAUACUUGUUCUCCCCACUGUAUUUCCCUCAUUAAAAUGCAAAUCAAUUUAUAACAUUUUUGACAUGCGUUUUUCUGGAUUUUUUUGUUGUUAUUCUGUCUCUCACUGUUCAAAUAAACCUACCAUUUAAAAUGAUAGACUGAUCAUUUCUUUGUCAGUGGGCAAAUGUACAAAAUCAGCAGGGGAUCAAAUACUUUUUUCCCUCACUGUACACAUAAAUAAAUGAAGAGAUGAUGUAAAUAAAUAAAAUGAGUGGGAUUAAUUAUUUAUAUAAUUGUAUCUAUUUAUGUGCAUUUAUUGAUGUAUGUAUCUAUUUAUGUGUGCAUUUAAUUAUUAAUUUAAUUCUAAUUACGGCAGCUUUGGUCCUCCAUUGUAUGUGUGUGUGCAUGUUUGUGCUAAAAUCAGUGGUGUGUGUGUGUGUCAGUGUGUUACCAUUGUAUAAGUGUUUGUUGUUGAUGUGCCACAGUGCCACUGGCCCAGAGCAACACGGGGGUCAUAUUCGGAGCAGCGGUUGGCGGAGCGGCCAUGUUGAUGAUUGUGGUGGUCGUCCUGCUCGUACGCAAACGGUCAGCAACAACCUCCUUUUCCCCCCUCCGCCCCUCAUACCUUUUUUUAAGCAUGUUCAUAACAUUCACCCCUUCACUGGUUUCCUUUCUCAUUCUUCUCUUUCCUUUGCCAAUGCUUCAAAUGGUCUUUCCUUUUAGCCACCUCUCCACCUCUCUCUCCCCUUUUACUUUUGCUACUCUCUCUCUCUAUCUGUUAUCCAGCACUCACUAGGGGAGAAUUGGUGUUGAGUACAGCUUGUCAUUGCUCAGUGAGUGUACUCUAACAAGUAGUGGAUUUGAAUUGAAGCGGGCCCAAGUGGCACAUUGUUUUCGGAUAAGAGCUGGUCGGCUCUUUCUGUGGCAGGCUGUAGCAGCUAGAGAUGAUCCUGCUCCUUCAGCACAGCAGCACACCGCCAUCUGUGUCCUUCAGUCUGUCUCUGACACAGCUUAGCAAACACCCACAGGCUCCAGUCUUUUAUCAAAGUGUUCCCUCAGUGAAUCGAGGCGGCAUACACCAAUGACUUAGGCGCCUUUUGAAACUAGCUGGAAAUGAAAGGAUACAAAGAGAAUCGGACCAUUUGUGUUUUGGCGCGAGAUGAAAGUUACUGAUUAUGUUUAUUUUCUGUUAUUCAGGAGAAGGAACUCUCAUACAAGACAAGGACCAGAGGAUACUUACUUCUCUAGCUCAGGUAGACAAAAGUAAAGAAGUACCCCUCUGUCUGUCAUAUAUUUAUAUAGUUCUUUCACUAACAUCCAUCUAUUCGUAUUCUUCUCCAGAGCAACUGAAGCCGCUAAAAACCUACGUGGAUCCGCACACAUACGAGGACCCCAACAUGGCCAUCCUCAAGUUUGCCAGUGAGAUCCAUCCCAGCCAUGUGACCAAGCAGAAAGUCAUUGGAGCUGGUGAGUGAGAACCCAGUUAAAACAAUGUGCUUAAGGACUUAGGAGGAAGGUGUUAAAGGGUUUUUACAUCCCUUAAGUCUGUUUAUUUUCAGCUGCAUUAGUGCUACAGCUUGAGCUCUUGAGUGACAGUGGGUAGACCCUCCAGAUCAGUGGGUAGACCCUCCAGAUCAGUGGGUAGACCCUCCAGAUCAGUGGGUAGACCCUCCAGAUCAGUGGGUAGACCCUCCAGAUCAGUGGGUAGACCCUCCAGAUCAGUGGGUAGACCCUCCAGAUCAGUGGGUAGACCCUCCAGAUCAGUGGGUAGACCCUCCAGAUCAGUGGGUAGACCCUCCAGUUUAGUAUUGAUGGAUUGCGUCCUCACCCUGCAUGUUUAGACAUAAUUCAGUGUGGCAACUGCUUUGCUUCGGGGACCAGUGCUUUGUCUCAAAAGACUCUCAAAUACUUCUGUUUAUCUUAAUUAUUCUGGUGGAUUUGAGUGUCUUUUGAGACAAAGCACUGGUCCCCGAAGCCAAGCAGGCUAUACUAUACCUCCUUGGGCCCAAACUCCUACUUCUCAGAUGACGGGUUUAUUGCAGUGUGACCACAUCUGCCCUUUGAACCCCCCCGUACUGUUUUCCCACGACCGUGCUCGGCCCUCCCCUUUGUGACAGCUGAUUCCCAUGCUCCCAACCACGCCACAGGCUUCCACCAAUGAGAGACGGAUACUUUUUUUACACAAUCCCACAAUAACACACCUCUGUGAAAUGCCCCGGGGCAAAACCACUCAUGACCCCUUCCUUGUUUACUUUCCCCUUAUCCAAUUUCCCAAACGCCUGAGACUCGAGACACUGCAAGCCACACCCCUAUAAAGGAUAGUGCUUGAAAUAUUGCUCAAUCUUGUCUUUGGGUUUUAAAUCAAUUUUCCUCAACGCCUCUAGGGGAGUUUGGAGAGGUGUACCGUGGUAUUCUGAAAGCGCCAGGGCGGAAGGAGGGGGCGGUGGCCAUUAAGACGCUGAAGCCGGGCUACUCGGAGAAGCAAAGGCAGGACUUUCUGUCAGAGGCGAGCAUCAUGGGACAGUUCUCCCACCAGAACAUAAUUCGCCUGGAGGGAGUUGUCACCAAAUGUAAGAAACCUCUGUUAGCCUACUGGGCACUACCUACACCAAUAAUGGUAUUCUCCUGUCAAGCAUUCACUUUACCUGUUUAUAUAUACAUCGAUAUGUAUAUAUUUCAUGCCUGUUUGGGCAGUAGUUAACAGUAUUUAUGCCCUUUUUUGGUUCCAGUCAAGCAUGCCAUGAUUGUGACUGAGUAUAUGGAGAACGGCGCAUUGGACAAGUACCUAAAGGUGACUAGGCCUACAGUACAUCCUAUACAAGUUACCUUUUAUAAAUGAAAGACAAUGAGUUACUACAGCUUCCAAAUAUUUCUAACAGUAUGUGUGUGUUACAACGUGUUUCCCUUUCAGGAUCGUGAUGGCGAGAUGCCAUCCUUCCAGCUGGUGGGCAUGAUGCAUGGCAUCGCCGCCGGCAUGAAGUACCUGUCUGACAUGAGCUACGUUCACCGGGACCUGGCUGCCCGCAACAUCCUGGUCAACAACAACCUGGAGUGUAAGGUGUCUGACUUCGGCCUAUCCCGAGUGCUGGAGGAUGACCCUGAGGGCACCUACACCACCAGCGUGAGUUAACAUUGGACAUUACAACGGUUGGCUUUGCUCAGCUCUUGCUAACACCUUUGCCUUGUUAGCACUGUAUUUCAGUGUAAACUGCUCAUAGAGGACUGUCAUUGAAUUAAAUGUACUUUAAUUUAAUUGAAACAAUGUAUUUUUUGGGCUCUGACCGGAGUGUGUUGUCUACUUGUUUCCCCUCCAACAGGGUGGUAAGAUCCCCAUCCGCUGGACAGCCCCAGAGGCCAUUGCCUACAGGAAGUUCACCUCGGCCAGCGACGUGUGGAGCUUCGGCAUCGUCAUGUGGGAGGUCAUGGCUUUUGGAGAGCGUCCCUACUGGGACAUGAGCAACUGCGAGGUACACUACAAUGCUAACGCUAACAAAGCCAAACAAGGCAGGAAGCCUUAUAGUUACACUGCUAACGUAAACCAAUGGAAACCCAUGAAGUUACCGCUAACGGGAAUGCUAGUACUAACUAUCAUAACAGCUCUGUGAACCUCCGAUCAAGUGUGGGAUCUCAAGGUGACCCACUGCCGCACCUCACAUAGUCAAUUCUCUAUCAGAUACAGAGGUACCAUACUCUGGAAUUCUUAUCUUCACAUUGCCAAAACAUCGUCAUCCCUCAGUAACUUCAAGCGAAGACUGGGGGUCAGCCUGAUGAACCAAAUUACUCAGUAAACUCCUCUAUAUAGCCUAAUGCUCACACACUCACAUGCGCACACAUGCACACACACUUUUUAAACAAAACAACAACAAAACAUUUGUGAUUACUAAUCAAUUAAUUUAUACAUUUAUAAUUAGUAGGUUUUGUUAUCUGUUUUAACAAACCUUUUUUAUUUUUGUACUUAUGUAUUGUAUAGUUUUUUUGUGGUAUGGUUUUCAUAUAAGCACUUGGGCGUCCAACCACAUCUGCACACCGUUUGUCUAUUACUUGUUUUCUUUGGUGCGAAUAAAUUAAACUAAACUAAACCUCUAGCCUCUGGUUGUCAGGUCAUGAAGGCCAUCAACGAGGCGUUCAGGCUGCCAGCGCCCAUGGACUGCCCAUCAGCCGUCUACCAGCUCAUGCUGCAGUGCUGGCUGCAGGACCGCUCCAAGAGGCCCCGUUUCCCAGACAUCGUCAGCCUGCUGGACAAGCUGCUCAGGAGCCCCGAGUCCCUGAAGGCUAUCGCAGACUUCGACCCCCGGUAUGAGUCCUUUACUCUCUAGAAGGGAAUUACACAUCAAAGUAUAUCCAUGAACGACUGGAGCACAAGAAAAAGCAAAUUCUUGGUAGGAUAAUGUGGCAGCAUAAUGUGUGCAUGUGUAAUAAUAAUUUGGUAGGUGCUUAUAUUUGUCAAAUUUCACACGUUAAUACACAUCAUUUGUUUUUUGCAUAUCCCAACUCCCCCUGAGAUACCCUCUGAGAGUGGGGUUACGGCCAGGGUCUGCCAUUAUCAACGGCGACUCUGGAACAAUUGGGGUAAAGUGCCUUGCUCAAGGGCACAUCGACAGGUUCUUCACUUUGUCGGCUCAGGAUUUGAACUAGUGACCUUUCAGUUACUGACGAACGCUCUAACCGCUAGGCUACUUGCCGUCUCUGUAUGUGUGCAGGUGUCUGUGAACAGGUUUUAGACACAAAAGACAAAGAUCUGUCAGGUUCUUUUAUCAGUUUCCCCAUAGCUGCACCAACUGGUUUUUAUCUCACUGUUUCCUUGCUGAGUAAUUACAGCCGACUAUCUUUGUCCUGAUUGUCGGGCAGCUGGUGAUGAUUAUAGCUUACUCUGCCCUACUUUCCCUCCUCCAGCGUAUCCAUCCGCCUGCCCAGCACAAGUGGUUCGGACGGCUCACCGUUCAGGUCGGUGUCAGAGUGGCUGGAGUCCAUCAAGAUGAGCCAGUACAGCGAGAACUUCACCUGCGCCGGAGUGGUCACCAUGGACCAGGUGCUGCAGAUGAAGAACGUGUGAGUAGUGUUUUUCUAAAGCAUCUUAUUAGAUUUUUGUGGGACGUUCUGUCUGUUACUUGAUGAGAUGAUGUUCAUCAAAACAAUUGAUUACAAAAAAAGACAAUCCUAAGAUUGGAUGAGAGAUGGAAGCUACAAUCUAUCUGCAAUAUUAAAGCUGAUCUGAUAAAAAAAUAUAUAAGAUUGGAUGAGCAUAUAGGAAUGUAUUAAAUAGAUAUGUAUAGAGUACAUGCACAAUGGAGAACAACUGGUUCCCAAGCUAAGUCCAUUCUUAGUUUUCCAAACCAUGUUAUGGAUGUGACUUCUGCUGAGUGUUUGGGGUUUUUGUUUUUGAAAAAGUAGAUUUCGACAGCCAGAGAACCGUUUAAGGACAAUAUAAACUCCGGCCUCUCCACAACUCAAGAAAACGAGUGAGAUGGAAAAAAAUAAUGGAGAGCGAGAAAGAGCAGGCUCAUUUGCGAUGGCCUUGUGGCGGUGACUUGUGGUUUGCUCCCUCCCCUCUUUUGUGCCCUCCCUUCCCUUUUUUCAAUGAUUUCUCUCAUCCCUCCUUCCCCACACCAGCAGCCUGAAACCGCGGGUCCUGGCUGUGUAGGGCAAAGGCCCUCGUGGCUUAUGCAACAUGAAAGGACGAGGAGGAGGAGGAGAAGAAGAAGAAGAGAGAACAGCCACUAGACUAGAAGGGGCAAUGUGGAGAUAGAGUAGAACAGUUGUGGAUAAGGAGAUGACUUUGGACCAUCGCACACCCCAAAAAGUUAACAAAAUACCCAGACGAAGGCACUGUAACCCUAAAUAUUAUAUCACUCAAUCAGUAAAUACAGUAUCUGGGAGGUAGAUAGUCUGCAACUUUCUUCAUUUUCUGUAGAGCUAUGGGAGACGGAACACAUCUACCGACGAGGCUUUCCUUUUAAUCCUAAGAAAGAGGGCUGUGUGGAAACGGGAAACGUCUUUUGAAGUGUGUGUCAUAUUCCGUGGUGAGAUUUUACGGUCCCUUGCUCCAUCUCUUGUCAUCUGGUAGCACUCGACUGAACUAUUUACGACACUCCCUCUGCUCGCCAGGCAACUGAUUCAUGGGCGAGAUGGAGAAUCCUCAUUAACUAAUUAAGACUGUAAUUAAACCUGGUAAUGAGGGACUUGGAUGUGGCACGCCUUCGCCAGGUUCUGUCACGUGUGGCUGUGUGAGGGGUUUACCUCAUGUUUGCCCUUCCUUGAAAAUGAGAAACUGUCCUCCUGGCUAGGUUAUUUUCAAUAGGGUGCUAACUUUGCUUUCACAUCCAGUUUCAUAUUGAUUACCUAAAUGAAGGGAAGAUGGAAGAAUUAGUUUGAAAGGGAAUCCGAACCAGGUCAAGACGUGAAUUCCCCAGUUGCUAUCCAGUGGCUCUAUAGCUCAAUUGCUCUCUUGUGCUUUCUUUUUCACAGGGAUAUCAAGAACAUUGGCGUAAGACUGCCCGGCCACCUGAAGAGAAUUGCAUACAGCAUCCUGGGCUUGAAAGACCAGACCAGCACACUGAGUGUAUUUGCAGUGUGA
This is a messenger RNA of Coregonus sp. 'balchen', 20137 nucleotides long. NCBI's taxonomy places the organism in Eukaryota, Metazoa, Chordata, Actinopteri, Salmoniformes, Salmonidae. The record is from the annotation of a GenBank genome assembly.